This is a messenger RNA of Saccostrea cuccullata (small rock oyster), 611 nucleotides long. Its product is annotated as D-amino-acid oxidase-like. NCBI's taxonomy places the organism in Eukaryota, Metazoa, Mollusca, Bivalvia, Ostreida, Ostreidae. Gene Ontology annotation, cellular component: cytoplasm. Gene Ontology annotation, biological process: D-amino acid catabolic process. The annotation marks the transcript as partial. Gene Ontology annotation, molecular function: D-amino-acid oxidase activity; FAD binding. The transcript is spliced from 3 exons. The record is from RefSeq and is a predicted model, not a curated record.
UUAUCUAGAUCUGACGCUGUCAUACUUGGCGGAACUGGUCAGACUGGCAACUGGAACACAAAAAUUGAUGACGUUGAUCGCAAGGCAAUUUGGGAGGGUUGUCUAGAACUAAUACCAAGUCUAAAGGAUGCAGAAAUAAUCCAACACUGGGUCGGACUACGUCCACACCGAGGUUCCGGGGUACGGCUUGAAACUCAGAGGCUCCCGACAGGAAAAAUGAUCGUACAUAACUACAGACACGGGGGAUCGGGCGUGACGUUACAUUGGGGAUGUGCGGGAAAAGUCGUCAAGGAAAUCCGGAAAGCGCUUACUCAGACCCCGGCAAAGCUGUAGGCUGUAGGGAAGCAAAGGAGCUAUUACAGACAACCAGGGGGCCGUGAAGUUGUGUGAUAAAAGAGGCCUUAUUGAAGAAGCGAGAAAAUAUAUUUUUAUAAAUACAUGUAGCACCGAUAAAUCUAAUAUGUUGUUUGAAACUUAGUUAUGGGAAGGGAAUGUUUAAUGGUCUUACGUAAUUUUUGUAAAAAAUUGAAUGGAAUGGAAUUUUUCUUUCAAAGAACCACGUAUGAUUUAUUAAAAUUAUAUAUGCGCUAUUAAAUAAAGAGUCUUUUUUU